CAGAGAACACUCCUAUAUUAUAAUGGGUGCCCCACAGUUUAUUAAUUUGUUCAUAAUUUAAUUAGUUUACAUCGCUCGUCGUGUAAUGGAGGGACAGAUAACUAGAGAAGAUGCCUUGUCACGGGAAGGUUACAGACAUGCAUGUCACAUUAUGCUGUACGGGGACUGUAGCGCCAAACUCUUCGGGAAAAUCCCCAUCAAACACAUAGUGCUGAUGCAGAUGCGCUUUGAUGGGUUGCUAGGUUUCCCAGGGGGAUUGGUGAACCCCUCGAAAGAGACUUUGGAGGCAGGGCUAACCAGAGAGCUUCUUGAAGAGGUGGGCGAGGCUAUACCAGUGGGCGUGGAAAAUCAUGUAUCCUCCUGCCUUGCUACAUCCUGCCCGUGGCUAAUCACACACUUCUACAUCAAGAAAAUGACAGAGGCAGAGCUAAGAGAAAUAGAGAGAGCAGCAGUAGCUACGGCCACAGAUCACGGUUUGGAGGUGUUGGGUAUGGUCAGAGUACCGCUCUACUUCCUGAAAAACGGAGGUGGUCUUCCUUAUUUCCUGUCUCAUUCGUUCAUCAGUAACUCCCGGGCUCAGCUGCUCUCUGCCCUGCAGCGCUGUGGUUUGCUGUCCCAGGGGGAGCUGGAGAAGGCAGUGAGACAGGCUGAGCAGAUGAGACGCACACACAGUGCUGAUCCGCACUGACACGAGUUUACACAGCAGUGCCUUUUCACCUCAGGCCCAUGAUGCUCACACAGUAGCCCAGCCCCCAAUGCCAGAAGGACUACCCCAUUUAUUUAACCUCAACCUGGUGAACAUUAUAGCAUAAAUAAAUAGCUUUUUUAUUUAUUAUAUGAAUUGAUGUCAUUUAACCAUGUAACAUUAAUUUAUUACUUAUGCAUUAUAUGUUGCAUGAGUAAAUUGUUAUAUGAUCACUUUUUGUUUCCAUGCCAAUGCUACUAUUUAAUUCUGUUAAUAGUAUAGAAGUAUUAACAAGAGUUCACCAAGUUACACAAAUAAACAG
Triplophysa dalaica is the source of this 1007-nucleotide messenger RNA. RefSeq names its product U8 snoRNA-decapping enzyme. Gene Ontology annotation, biological process: mRNA catabolic process; sno(s)RNA catabolic process. Lineage: Eukaryota; Metazoa; Chordata; Actinopteri; Cypriniformes; Nemacheilidae. The transcript has 4 exons. The record is from RefSeq and is a predicted model, not a curated record. The coding region runs from base 86 to 688 and encodes 200 amino acids. Gene Ontology annotation, molecular function: phosphodiesterase decapping endonuclease activity; snoRNA binding. Gene Ontology annotation, cellular component: nucleus.